Molecule: messenger RNA, 3891 nt
Organism: Malassezia pachydermatis
Lineage: Eukaryota; Fungi; Basidiomycota; Malasseziomycetes; Malasseziales; Malasseziaceae
Product: heat repeat protein
Exons: 1
Coding region: 1-3891 (1296 amino acids)
Biological process (GO): chromatin remodeling
Cellular component (GO): cytoplasm
Source: RefSeq, a predicted model, not a curated record
AUGGCGAAUGGCAUGAACGACGCGCCCAGCGAUGCGUCAAAAGCCCUAUUUCAGAAGCUACGGCCUCAUUGUGUAGCCGUACUACGUCAUGGAUCAUCUCCUACCUCUUCUUCCGUGUUGAUUUCGUCGCUGGCCUCGCUGUAUACGUGUCUUUCAACGUUGCAAGACCCACUUUCCCCGGCCCUGAUCCACUAUGUGUUCUAUCCUCUGUCGCAACUACUCCGAUCGCAAACGCAGAGCUUGUUCUCUCUUCCUGAUCGCGUUCGUGAGCUAGUCUUUCUGAAUCUUGGAUGUCUGGCACGCGAUUGGUGGCAGACAUGGACGUGGGCGCAUGUCUCGCGUACGGCCACAGGUUUGACGACCCCACCUACAUUGGAGCAGUCGACCGAUUGGAAGGUGUGGGAACAGUUACUCUUGUUAGGUGUGAUGGCACUCAGCGGGGGCCCUUCCCCAUCCACCACUGUACCUAAUAGCGAUGAGACCAAGCUGGCCAUCGCGCAAUUCUUGGUACAAUUGCUCGCGCCACGACGUGAGACUACACCAGACGAACCAUGGGAAUGGGAUGGCAUAUCUGACCUUCCACUCAUGGACGAGAGCGAAGAUGCAAGUAUAGGCAACAUACUCAGUACGCAAGCCUAUCCCGCUCGUUCCCAUACAAGGGCAGCGCGAGAUGUCAGUGCCUGUGCAGGAGCCUUGGCGCAUAUCCUCAAAGUAGCACUGGAUACCAGUCGGAAAGAAGAGGCGCCUAUAGUACUGCGCAAAACGAUGCUCCAGCUUGCUGGGAUCGUAAGCUUUGUGUGGCUUUCGGGGGUCGAGUAUGGCAUUGAUUCGUCAGGCACCAUUGUUCUAUCCGACCAUCGAACACCUACAACGAAUCUACCAACAGCACGCGCCUGUGCAGAGCGACUUCGGCCUGUGCUCCCAGGCAUGACUAGUGCAUUGAUUAAGCUGGCAUCAAGCCGUGCGCCUGCCGAGUUGGUGGGACAGGCGCUUCGUGUGCUCACUGCUGCAUUGGUGAUUUGCCUUGGUGAUGUCGUGACAGAAGCUCAGCGUCCAGCCCCGUCGGAAGCGUCAGCACAUACGAUUCCCACUAGUCUUGAAGAUUUCGGCACAAUGACUUGGACGCACGAGGAGCCGAUCAGUGCUGCGAUCGAAGAACUGGAUUCACCGAGUGACACGGAUUCAAUGAGCGAGGCAAGUGAAAGGAGUAUGGCACCUUCCUCUGUCACAUCCAUCUCGGACAAUGGCAGACCAUUACCUUGGCUGGCGCGUACAAUGCAGCCAGUGCUAGUAGCCCUAUCCUCUUUGCCUUCUGUGGCCGCACGUGAAGAUCCGCCUAGUCAGCUGGCUAUGGUGGAUGUCGCAUAUGCCCUGCUUGUUUGUAUGACAGAGACCAUGACCUGGGCUGCCAGGUCGUCACUGGGCUAUGAGCCAUGCCAAGAUCUAGUGCGCAUUCUCUUGGACCUGGCUUCGUCGCAUCAUGUGAUCCGGGUCACAGAUGCUGCAUGGCAAGCGCUCAACGACGUGGCACCUACGCGCUUCGCCAUACUGGACAAUGAAUGGGACCAGAUUUUAGACUCCCUUCCAGCCUGUAUUCAUAUGGUGCAAGACACCAACGUGCAAGUAUAUGCACGUCGAGCUAGUGUUCUUUCGAUCCUUCUUUCACAAUCACUUGUGCAGGCACAGUGGGCUGCGCCUACCAAGGGAUUGGCCCGUAUUCUUUCGCCUGAAGGCCAAGUGGAACAGUGGGGCGGUGCAUUGGUAUCCGCAUUGGGGCAGCCUAUACCGGCCGUCUUGAUUCUCGCUGACGAAGUUCCGCAUUAUCGCCCUGCCUUGGCGCGGCUAGAAGCAGGCAGUAUCGAUGCGCUAGCGAGAAUGUGGUUUGAUAUGGGCUCGGCUUUAGCUGCCCUCCUCCUCCAAGGCACAAACCAUCCCCUUACGGGCCUCUCUAAAAGUGUCUUUGCUGUGCCCAUGUACUUUGUGCGUACAGCCAAACUGGAGAGACACGCUCGUUGGCAUAGAUCACUGGCCAGCUUGGUCGUGGCGAAUGAAAUGUUGCUGGGCAUUAGCGAUGUCUUAGCAACGUCCGACAUUGAAGCCAUACGAGUGGAGCCUACGCAUCGCCGCCUACGCAAAACUGUGCACGCCUUCGCGAAGCACAUAAUGCAAGAGGUGCAGUCCAUAUGGCAAGGGGAUGUGGACCGACCCGAAAUACCACAAGCUGCACCCGACCAAGCGAUCACAGACGUGGUGUCCACAGACACGAGCACAGAGCUCGUGCGAGGACUGGAACAGCACUUGUCACUCGAGUCUGCGUCGCCAACUAUGAUCACUGCGGGUCCCGCUGUGGAUGUAUCGUUUGUGCAUGCCGCCCAAGUGGAUGGAGAGAAACGGACUGUACCCUUAGCGGAGCAGGAGCAGAAAGCUUUACAACAGCGAGACCGGCUGCGGGAUCAGUGCGAUGCGCUUCUCUUGUGUAUGCUAGCGUCAGCUGCCGAGCUCUUAGGCGUCGCAGGUCGGACACAGCUCUUGCAUACCUUAUACCCCGUGCUAAGUGCUAUGGGUCGACGCGAAGAAAUGGUCCAGCUUGCAGCACAAUACGCCUUGGACAGAAUAGCUCAGGCUUGCGCGUAUCCAAGUAUCCAGAGCUGCGUCCUUCAUCAUACCGACUACGUCUUGGGUGCCGCCAGCCAUCGCUUGAUGGCGGGUCUGCGUGCCGAAUUGUAUGCCGGACAACCUCGUGCAUCUAUUAUGUCCACAUCGCCGCAGGGGCAUCUUCUCAGUGCGAGAACAGCGCCAUGGGUAUUGGUCCAAGUGAUUCAGAUGCUAGGCGCCGAAGCACUGCCCCUGGUGGAGGAUGCAAUUGAUGAGGUGAUGACAGCGCUCGACAAGUUCCAUGAAUACGACGAUGUAUGCGAUGGCUUGUUGGCCGUCCUUGCACGCCUUUUGCAAGUUAUGGCACCAGGGACGCCACCCCCACCUGCCGUAGAGCCGGUGACAAAGUCGGCCACCGACGCCUUUGCAGCAUGGUAUGCGUCGCGGCAUUCGUCCGAAGAGAUGGAUGGGCUUGAAGGUGAUAUCCCUGCCGAGGAAGGAGAGGAAAAGGAGGACCCAAACCCUCCGCCUGAUCGCUUGCAAACCAUUGUAACAGAGAUGACGACGCGAUGCCUUCCCUUCCUGAGUCAUGCAAGUGCUAUGAUCCGUUCUCGCUCGUUGGAUAUGCUGGCAGACGGUGUACGAAUUCUUGCUCCGCAGCAGCGUACAGCAGGACUAUACCCGCUCCUGGACCGUGCAUGGCCCUUGAUUCUGGCACGUCUCGGGACAAGUACCACAUCCGCCCAGCGUAAGACCGAGCAAGAUCCGAACGUGUGGAUGCACGCCACGGCCUUGAUUGGUACGAUGGGGCAGUAUGCCAGUGGUAUAUUUGCCCGUCGAAUCGUACAGGAGGCGUGGCCACGUUGGCAAGCGUGCUUGGUUUCAUUGUCGUCCUGCUCCUCUUUCAUGCCUCGGGGAAAGCUGCCAGCUUCUACUUCGCAGGCCACAGAAAUGUCACCUACCGCACCACGCAUAUACGACGAACAUUCGGCACUGGGGCACAUGGUACAGGCAGUACUAAAAGCACUCACACAAUUGCUACAAGGGGUGGGUACCCAUAUCGAGAGUGCUAGUGUUUGGUCGAUGGCUACCUAUCCCUUCCUUGUAGACGCCUUGGAUGAACGACAAGCGCCCGCCAUUCGUACAACAGCCUAUGCAUGGCUCCAGGCGAUGGUCGUUACCGAUUCGAUGGCAAUGUGGGCCGCUUGCCGGGCGAUGCGAGGCGAGAGCCCACCGUGGCAUAUUCGUCGUGCCAUUCAUUGGUAUACACCUAUGACUGCUACAAUUACAUGGUAA